Messenger RNA from Annulohypoxylon maeteangense, 553 nucleotides. RefSeq lists its product as uncharacterized. Lineage: Eukaryota; Fungi; Ascomycota; Sordariomycetes; Xylariales; Hypoxylaceae. The record is from RefSeq and is a predicted model, not a curated record. Bases 111 to 434 code for a protein of 107 amino acids. The transcript is spliced from 2 exons.
ACGAUUUAUACGCAACUCAUACGACUAAAUUAAUUAUGAUUUUACAUGAGGAUCAUUUCUCUAGGAAUUAAUAACCCUCUGUCUUUCUAUGUAAAGCUUCAAAUGCCAAAAUGAGAGCUACUUCUCGAUUGCUUCAAGCCUGUAGGAUCACGCUGUUCACGCGUGAAAACUGCGGGCUUUGUACCACGGCUAGGUCAGUUCUCUCUGACGUCUGGGACACCCGGCCUUUCCAGUUCAAGGAGAUCGAUAUCAUCAAAUCAGAAUCCAAGCCUAGUUGGCGAGAUCUAUAUGAGUUUGACGUCCCUGUGAUACACAUCAGCAAGUCUUCAGCUCCGGAAGAACACCCACAGUCAGCGUCGAAAUCCAUUAAACUCAUGCAUCGAUUUACCAUCGACCAGGUAAAAGAUAAGAUGGAUCUAGCCGAGAAAGCUUAAUUAAAAUGGUCUAUUAUAUGACAUCGCUUAUUAUCUCAUAUAGACAUAUAGAUACGAGUAUAUCCUUUCGCUGCCCUCCAUGAGUAGGGACAGAGAAAUGCUAGUUCCCCCACUCCUUU